Messenger RNA from Protopterus annectens (West African lungfish), 4029 nucleotides. It is a transcript of the gene NEDD9, whose product is annotated as neural precursor cell expressed, developmentally down-regulated 9. Gene Ontology annotation, cellular component: plasma membrane; cytoplasm. Bases 227 to 2647 code for a protein of 806 amino acids. The record is from RefSeq and is a predicted model, not a curated record. The transcript has 7 exons. Gene Ontology annotation, molecular function: protein binding. Lineage: Eukaryota; Metazoa; Chordata; Ceratodontiformes; Protopteridae. Gene Ontology annotation, biological process: cell migration; cell surface receptor protein tyrosine kinase signaling pathway.
AAUCAUGCAAAAAAGAUUUUGAAACUCCUAGCACAGUAAUGAACACUAACUUUUGCAGUAGUGUUAAGUCUAACAGAGUACAGACGUGCACUGGCUGAUGAGACAUUUUGAAAACUCGGAAGUUUUCAAGUAAGACCAUCUGGAUUGCUUUGGAUAGAUAAUGCAAGCAACAGCUCCCUAAAUGAAUUAUUUUUGAGGACUAUUAAUUUAAAACCAGUUUCUCAAAAUGAAGUGUAAGAAUGUUAUGGCAAGAGCAUUAUAUGACAAUGUCCCAGAGACUCCAGAGGAACUGUCUUUCCGUAAAGGAGAUAUUUUAACAGUGAUUGAACAGAAUGCUGGGGGCAUUGAAGGAUGGUGGCUUUGUUCUUUACAUGGUCGGCAAGGCAUUGCACCUGGAAACCGCCUCAAACUCUUAAUUGGCCCAGUGUUUGAUAGUCCUCCAAGCCAGCAACUUUCUCAUUCAGAUUCACUGCACCAGUCAUUUCAGCAGCAGCAACUCUACCAAAUCCCAGCAUCUCAAAUGAAUUACAGAAGCCCAGUGUAUCAGGUGCCACCCACACAUUUAAGUCAGGGGAUUUAUCAGGUUCCCACUGGCCAUGGACAGCAUGUUCCUGAUGUUCACCAAGCUUUAUCUUCACCACAGAAAAAUAUGUGGGGAUUACCAGAUGGUGCACAGCGCUUAACCAAGGUGGUAACGCCAACCAGAGUGGGGCAGACUUAUGUAUAUGACUCCUCGUACAAGCUUCCGAUGGAUACGUAUGACAUCCCACCUUUCCAUCCACAAGGAGUAUAUGACGUUCCUCCCACUUCAGUCAAGGGACUAAAGGGUGAGCCAAGACCUCACGGAAUCUAUGACAUUCCACCUUCUCAGGGAGUUUAUAGCAUCCCUCCUGUAAGAGACAAAAUGUACGAUUUUCCUCCAUCAAGAUGUGAGGGAGUUUAUGAUGUUCCUCCACCAUCUACAACAAAGGCAGCAUAUCCUGACAUGAGUUGUCAGGCCAUUUACAAUUUUCCAACUUCUUCAGAGUUUGCAUCCCAAAGACAAGGAAUCUAUGAUGUUCCACCUGCUCACCAGAUUCUACCACUGGCUAACCAUCCAUCUUUUUCAAUGGAUGCUUACGAUUUUCCAAGAGGAAAUCACAUUACUGGACAACAUAGCAGUAUUAGUGGAAGAAGAGGCACAGAAGAACAAGACGGGGUGUAUGAUAUACCCCCACAAGUGUCUCAUGACCCUAAGAGGCAGCAAGAUGUAACAGAUGGAAUAAACAGGCUCUCUAUUUCUAGCACAAGUAGUACACGGAGCAAUAUGUCUACCUCAUCUUCAUCCUCUAAAGAGUCUUUCCCAGCAUGCCAGGAUCGAAGACUGUUAUUAGAUCUAGACAGAGCAAUAGAAAAAAACUCACUGCUUCAACAGGCUGAAGAGGUUUCUAUCUCAGAACUGUUGGUAUUUGUCAAACCAGACUGGCGAUCAAAAAACUUCAUGGAAAAACAUAUAAAUGAAAUCCAUGCAACUGUUGACAAAGUUAGGCAGUCCUUGGCUGAGUUCCUAGAUUUCUCAAAAGGAGCUGUAGCAAAUGCGUCCUAUUUACCAGAUCUCACUCUCCAUAAUAAAAUGAAAAAGCAGUUGCAGAGACUGAGUGACUCGUACCAGAUCCUGGCUCAGACUAGCCAAGCUCUAGAUACUUGCAGCUGGUCAUUAAAUGUUCUAGUUGUUAACAAACCUCAGAGUAAAUGUGACGAUCUAGAUCGCUUUGUUAUGGUGGCAAAGACGGUGCUGGAUGAUGCUAAAGGGUUAGCAUCUUCUAUAAGUGCGAAUGCAGAGUUAUUGUUUCAGCGAGGAUCGUGUAUGUCACAUUUGGAAAGGACAACUGGGAACAGUAAUACAGACAAAUUAAUUUAUAACAGCCCACCGUUUCAGACAAUCAGGGAAGAAAGGACUCCAGUACAGACUACACCUGUAUCAUCUUUAGCAAAUACAAUUACAAUACCUAACUUUAAUAUAAGUGACAGCUCUGGGAAAAGCUGGAUGGAAGAUUAUGAUUAUGUACACCUCCAGGGAAAAGAAGAGUUUGAGAAGCAACAGAAGGAGUUAUUAGAGAAGGAAAACAUUACCAAACAGAGCAAGUUAGAACUGGAACAACAUCAGCUCAAGCAGUUUCAGCAGUUGGAGAAGGAAAUAAUUACACCAGUUGAAAAUGACAUCUCCAAGUGGAACUCUCCUCCAAGCUCACUUCCAAGUAACACUUCCCUAGACAAACAGCUACUGAUGUUUUACUCAGAGCAAUGUGAGAAUCAUUUUGUGUCUCUGCUGAAUUCCAUUGACGCCUUUUUUAACUGUAUCACCACAAGUCAGCCCCCUAGGAUUUUUGUAGCACACAGUAAAUUUAUAAUUCUCAGUGCUCACAAACUAGUGUUUAUUGGAGACACGUUGGCAAGACAGGCAGCUACUCAAGAUGUUCGCAACAAAGCUGGAAACUGCAGCAACCAACUCUGUGAACUGCUUAGAACAAUUGUUUCAGCAACAAAGAUGGCAGCCUUGCACUAUCCUAACACUGCAGCACUGCAGGAAAUGGUAGACAGAGUCACAGAACUGUCCAGUCAAACACAGUUAUUUAAACUUACACUGCAGAAGAUGGCAUUAUUAUGACAAACUCAAAUCAUUUUCUAAUUUGUAUUAUAAUUUGUACAUAAUGGCAAAGGUGGUCGACCUCUUCUAAGCAUAUAUGGGUAUUAUCUUAACAGUGUAAUUCUAAAACAGACUUCUUGGGUUAAGUUACUUAGUAAUCAUGUCAGCUAAAAAUGUUUCUUACAUUGCAGUUAAACAUUCCAUAAAUUAUUGUGAAUUAGGCUAAGCACCUUAAAGUAUGGAACAUUCUGUAAUUAUGAGGUAGUUUAUAGAUUUUGACAUACAUGUACUGGCAUUUGAGUAUGUUUCCUAGACAAUGCACUCUGUUUUAUCACAUGCUUGAAGUGAUAUAAAGGAUGUGGGCAUAAUAAGCUCAAGUAAACAAGGGAUCUGUGUCUAGUUCCCUUCAGCCAAUAUCAGCAGUGUAUCUCAGCAAUGCUGUUGUCAUUGGGAAAUGUUUACAUCACUGAUGUAAACGCCAGAAAAACACAAACGCCUCCACAGCAAACAGUUCAUUGAAAUUACGGUUUGUGCCAUGUCUGCCUUUUGGACUGUAGUUUCCCCUUCACAAGCAUGGCAAUUUUUUAUGUGAAUAUUUUAUGCUAGAAAGAAAAAGAAAAAUUAUUUAUUUUUUUAUACUGAAGAAAGUAAGUAAAUAAAUACUUGGAAGGGAAUAUGUCAUAAAUACUAAUUAAUUUCUGUUUGUCCUAUGUGGUACAUGUGUACCUGACGAACCAGUUUUCCAUGCUGGGUACAGCUUUGUUCUAAUGUUUGUAUAAUGGUUGACAGCGUAGUACUAAUCUAUGAAACUAUGAACCUAUGAUAGUCUCCACCCUCCCAUCCUCAAAAACAACCGCUAUUUUUAAGCAGCCAUCUUCAGUUUAGUACAUGUGCCUUACAACUGUGCAACUUACUUAGUUCUUCUUGGUUUUUAAUUAUAAGUUGAAUAUAAACAAACCAAAAAGAAUGAAUAAUUCAGAGAUACUAACUUUUUUAUAUUGUAAUUUGUCAGAGUAGAGAAUGCAGAAAAAGAGCUGUGCCAAUAUAAAUACUGCAUAAUUUCAGUGCAGGAAGCUAUCUGUAUAUGUUUUCUGUUCUAUGCUUUUAAUGGUAAAGCUGAAAAUUUUAUGUACAUUUUAUCAGGAAUGUAAUAUUUCUAAGUAUUUGUUCUUGUAAUAUAUUUUCUAUUUUUAGAAAAUAGAUAAAAUUUUCAAAGCAGGAAAAAUAUCUAGAUAUUAUUAGGAUGUAAUCUGAUAUUUUAUAAAGGAAGCUAUACAUGAAUAUUUUAACUGGUUUCAGAAGGGAAGUACAUUUAUAUGUAAUACUUUCUCAUAUUUCCUAAAAUAUUUUUGAUGAUUAAAUGUGUGAGAGAUUUAAGCUUAUUGGCUUUCAUCUUUACGUGA